Molecule: messenger RNA, 1231 nt
Organism: Maniola jurtina (meadow brown)
Lineage: Eukaryota; Metazoa; Arthropoda; Insecta; Lepidoptera; Nymphalidae
Gene: Mthfs
Product: 5-formyltetrahydrofolate cyclo-ligase
Exons: 5
Coding region: 120-752 (210 amino acids)
Biological process (GO): folic acid-containing compound biosynthetic process; tetrahydrofolate interconversion
Cellular component (GO): mitochondrion
Molecular function (GO): 5-formyltetrahydrofolate cyclo-ligase activity
Source: RefSeq, a predicted model, not a curated record
AAUAAUAAAUUGUUUGGAUUACAAGUUGUGAGAAUUGUGGCUUGGUGAUUACCGUUGAUAAUUUGAUAAUAAUAUUUACUGCGUAUCUUGUAUUAGUAAUUUUAUCAUUCGGUGAGUGAAUGUGGCGGCGGAAUCUCAUAUAUUGUUAUUGCACAUCAUCCGUCAGAAUGAAUCGCACACCGGACCCAGCAAAGCAAGCCUUGAGGGAAAAAGUUGCAACUAGAAUCGCGCAACUAUCUGCCGACGAGAAGAAGCGACAGUCUGAUAUUGUUUACAGAAAAGUAAUCAACCACCCAUUCUACAAGUCAGCUCAAAGGAUAGCCAUAUUCAUGAGCACUGAUGAGGAAAUUGACACGAAACCCAUCAUAGCCCACAUCAAGGCGAAGGGGGCGGCCGCCUUCGUACCCCAGUACGCUGGAGGGAAGAUGAAGAUGCUGAAAUUGGAGCCUGAUGAUGAGAAGAUCAUGUCUUUGACCAGGCAUGGCAUAAAGCAGCAUUCGAAGGACCAGCAGAGGGAAGAUGCUUUGGAAAAAGGUUUAGAUCUGAUAAUCGCUCCGGGCGCGGCAUUCUCCAGAAGCGGCGGUCGAGUGGGCCACGGCGGAGGGUACUAUGACAAGUACAUCACACACUUACGGGCGAAUCCUAGUCCACCCAAGAUACUAGCCGUGGCUUUCAACUGCCAGAUCGUGGACGAGGUUCCCAUGAACGAGCUGGACCAAAAAAUUGACGGAGUAAUCUUCGCCGACGAUUAAUUAUAUUAUAUUACAAUAUUUAAAGCACCAAAGUUAUAUAACGGCUGAAAUUAAUAAUGAUGUAAUCAAUCUAUUCGUAGUUUGUCGAUAAGUUAGGUACUUAGCUUAGGAUAGGGCUACGUUGUUCCUAAUAAUUAUUAUCAUAAAGCGGCCAAGUGCAAGUCGGACUCGCCCAUGAAGGGUUCCGUAGCGGCAAGUAACAUCAUAUAAAAGUUCUUGUAUUACGAUAUAACUUUGAUCGAUGUUUUAAUAAUAGUGUAGUUUUUUUAAUUAAGUUUUAUUAAAAAAACUACUUACUAGAUCUCGUUCAAACCAAUUUUCGGUGGAAGUUUGCAUGGUAAUGUACAUCAUAUAUCUUUUUUAGUUUUUUCAUAUUUACCACUUUAAGGCACACAUUUAAUUUAAGGCUUUUUUUAAGGCACACAUUUUACCACUUUGGAAGUGUCUCUCGCGGAAAUUAUUCAGUUUACAAAAAAUGA